Molecule: messenger RNA, 762 nt
Organism: Arabidopsis lyrata subsp. lyrata
Lineage: Eukaryota; Viridiplantae; Streptophyta; Magnoliopsida; Brassicales; Brassicaceae
Product: MLP-like protein 328
Exons: 2
Coding region: 97-555 (152 amino acids)
Biological process (GO): defense response
Source: RefSeq, a predicted model, not a curated record
AUAUAAACCAAGGCGACAACAAGUGUUAUUUCAUCAACCAAAACAAAACAAAACAAAAAAUACAAGUGGAAGCUUUUAAACAAAAGAGAGAAAGAAAUGGCGACGUCGGGAACAUACGUGACGGAGGUACCGUUAAAAGGAACGGCAGAGAAGCACUUCAAGAGGUGGAGGAACGAGAACCAUCUCUUCCCUGAUGCCGUCGGCCACCACAUCCAAGGUGUUACUGUUCACGAUGGCGAAUGGGACACUCACGGAGGCAUCAAGAUUUGGAACUACACAUUGGGAGAUGGAACGCAGGAGGUAUUCAAGGAGAGGAGAGAGAUGGACGACGAGAGUAACACAAUGAAGGUUGUAGGACUGGAAGGUCACGUGAUGGAGCAGUUCAAAGUGUAUGAGGUCGAUUUCCAAUUUAUUCCCAAGUCUGAAGAUGAUUGCGUCUGCAAAAUCACUAUGAUAUGGGAGAAGCGCAACGAUGAUUUCCCCGAACCAAGCAGCUACAUGCAACUCCUCAAGAGCAUGGUUGUUGACAUGGAGGACCACGUCCUUAAAGCUUAAUGUUGAACAUCAUCAUCAUCAUCACAAUCCCAAUCACCAUCAUCCCUAUAUGUCUAUUAAGUUGUUUUCAAUUAUACCUACUCUAUAUAUAGUGUUUCGUUCCUGAAUAUACACUAUAUAUAUAUAUAUAUAUACCGUGUGCUUUUUAAUUCAAUGUAUAAGAAAAUGAGGUCUUGUGGAGUUUCAUGUAUGUAGCAAUUAGCAUCA